This is a messenger RNA of Cololabis saira (Pacific saury), 1440 nucleotides long. RefSeq names its product adhesion G-protein coupled receptor F1-like. The annotation marks the transcript as partial. The record is from RefSeq and is a predicted model, not a curated record. Gene Ontology annotation, biological process: cell surface receptor signaling pathway; G protein-coupled receptor signaling pathway. Lineage: Eukaryota; Metazoa; Chordata; Actinopteri; Beloniformes; Belonidae. Gene Ontology annotation, molecular function: G protein-coupled receptor activity. Gene Ontology annotation, cellular component: membrane. The transcript is spliced from 5 exons.
CUUGAGACGAUAACAAGUCGUCUUUCCAAAACUUCCUCUAACAUUGAAACCCCGUUAAUUAUCCUGAACAAAACUGAGUUCACGGAAACCUUUAGUGAGGAUUUCUAUUCUUCGGUGGAAGUAGAUAUACCAGAAUCUGAUGGACAAAGAAAAUCAAUCACAGUGAUAACAUUUUCCUCCAUGGAUACCGUGCUCCCUGCAAGAGACGAAGCCAAUUCAUCUGACAAUGUUAUCAACGGAAGGGUGGUACUUAUUCAGUCCAGUGGCAAAAUCAAUAACAUCUCAUUAACAUUUGAUACUCUCAACGAUACUCUGCAGGAUCCAAAGUGUGUUUUCUGGAACUUCUCACUCUUUGAAGGUCUUGGAGGAUGGGACGACAAUGGGUGCACCUUGGUGAAUGACAACGAAACCAUCAGCUGCAACUGCAACCAUCUCACCUCGUUCUCCAUCCUCAUGUCACCUUUCGCUCCAAAUAACCCGAUAUUGGACUAUAUAACCUACAUCGGUGUUGGCUUGUCAAUGGGUUCAUUGGUCAUAUGUCUCAUCAUUGAGGGUAUCAUCUGGAGAAAAAUAAGAAAGAACGCCACAUCCUACUUGCGCCAUGUUUCCAUUGUGAACAUUGCCGUUUCUCUCUUGAUUGCAAACAUCUGGUUCAUCAUUGGGGCGGCCAUUGCAGAUGCAGAUCAGAAAAACCCACCAGCAUGCACUGCAGCUACCUUUUUUAUCCAUUUUUUCUAUCUGGCUCUGUUCUUCUGGAUGUUAGCCUCAGGUCUGCUGCUGCUCUAUCGCAUGCUCAGUGUCUUUGGUGGGGGGUUGUCUAAAGCGGCCAUGUUGGCUAUUGGAUUCUGUCUGGGAUACGGUGCACCACUCAUCAUCGCAGUAAUAACCAUCGCUGUAACUGCACCCGCAAAGGAAUACAUCAGAGCAAAUACUGUCUGCUGGCUCAACUGGGACGAGUCCAAAGCCCUGCUGGCAUUUGUGAUCCCUGCCCUGGUAAUAGUGGUUAUAAACCUCAUAAUCCUGCUGGUGGUGAUAUACAAAAUGUUGAGGAGCAGAAUUGAGUCAAGUGCUACACAGCCAGGUGAAAAACAUGUUCUGAUGGUCAUCGCCCGGAGUUUGGCUGUACUCACACCAUUCUUUGGAUUGACAUGGAGUUUGGGAGUUGGAACGAUGACUGACCCAGAUAAUGAAGGAAUCCAUAUUGCAUUUGCAUUCUUCAAUUCGCUGCAGGGUUUCUUCAUCUUGGUAUUUGGGACACUGCUGGACAAAAAGGUGCGGUCAGAGCUCACAAUGAAGUCAACGACUUCCCAAGGAAUAACAACGAGCACCGGUGCCGGCGCUACAUCCAGUGGACUGGGAAUUUUCCAGAACAUGAGACGAGGUGGAGGUAUAUCGGGUGCUUCAAAUGGCUUACCUGAAUCGCAAUCAUUACACAUCUGA